CGGUGAUAUAGAAAUGACCUCGGAAAACAAACCUGACUGAAGGGAACAUAUUGAAGUCUCUUCCCUCACUGACAGAGAUACCCAAGCGGGAUCCAAAGGCACACUCGACAGCCGACGUCCCCUUCUUCAGCCAGACACUCCAAUCGUCCAGAGCGUGCUGGGUACUCGUGCCAAGUCCCCGUGAUAGAUAUCAAACAGACACGUGGGCGUCCGCCGCCACCAUAAACCCACCCUCAUAACCCUUUCUAAAAAUGGCCCCUCCAGCCCUGGGCAUCAAGGUCAACGAGCACGGCAUCCCGAGCUUCGACGACCUCCCACUCCGGGCCGGCGACCCGCCCUCGUCGGCCUGGGGCCUGUACGGCGACUCGGACGAGCUCGGCACCCUCAACCGCCUGACCGACGAGCGCGUGGCGGCGGCGGCCAGGGACGAGAUCAAGACGGGAGUGCGGUAGGCUGAGGGGUUCAACUUUUGAUAUUCCCAGAGAUGGGGGAGGCUCAAAUCAUACACAUCUAACGUGAGAACGUACACACACAAAAAAAAAGAAUCUCCCUAAACUGGCCCCUCGGCGCCCAGAAAGCCACCCCCUUCUUCGACCGCCAGCCCUUCCGCCACCACAUGUACGCAAAGGCGCCCCACACCGUCAAUGACGACGUCUGGACGUUCAACUCGCAGGUGUCAAGCCAGUGGGACGGCCUGCGCCACUUUGGCUACCAGGCCGAGCGCCUCUUUUACAACGGCGUGACCAUGGACCAGCUGCACUCCUCCGCCUCCUCCUCCUGCUCGCCCUCCACCGUCAACGGCAUCCACGCCUGGGCCGAGCGCGGCAUCGUCGGCCGCGGCAUCCUCGUCGACUGGGAGGCCUGGCGCACCUCCCAGAACCUCCCCUUUGACCACUUUUCCGCCUCGGCCAUCCCCCUGUCCGACCUGCUCGCCUGCCUCCGUUCCCAAGACAACACCGUCCCGAGAUUCGGCGACAUACUCAUCGUGCGCUCGGGGUGGAUGGCCGCGCUGGCCGCCAAGCCGGCAGACGAAAUCGAGUCGCUGACGAGGCAGCACCCGCACACCUUUGGCGGCGUCGAGCAGUCCGAGGACGUGCUGCGCUGGGUCUGGGACAACUUCGCGGCCGUGGCGGGCGACCAGCCGUCGUUUGAGCGCUGGCCCAGCCCCGAGGGGUGGCUGCUGCACGAGCGCCUGCUCGCCGGCUUCGGCUGCCCCAUCGGCGAGCUGUUCCACCUCGAGCGCCUGGCGGCCCACUGCAGGGAGGUGGGGAGGUGGUCCUUCUUCGUCGCGAGCGAGCCGUGCAACGUGGUCGGCGGCGUGGCCAGUCCUCCAAACAUCCUGGCCAUCUUCUGAGCACGCCUGCGCGGUUUUUACCCGUAUAUGCUGCAUUUGUUGGGAGUCAUAGGGAAGGACAGGCUGCCAGUCGGCGCCACGGGACCCCUCAGGCGAAAGAGAUGUAUAACAUGUGGUACCACCGCCUAUCCCAAGAGCCUAGGUAGGUACAUCUAGCAAAAUAUCUUGCUCACUGUCCUCGUUCUUUUUUGCAUCAUCGGAAGCCGACCCAUCAUUCACAAACCAAGGUGAAGGACAAAGGAAAGAAAGACGUAUCUUGCAGCUUCAUAUCCAUCAACCACAUCCCGCCGCCCAUGCCACACGGACAGAUUAUCAAUGAGCCAGGACAUCAGCCUCAGGACUCACCAUCCACCCAACUUUUCAAAAGCGUCACAUUGCUCUGCCUGCCAUACUUCAUCUUCAUCUCGCAUCCUUUCCUAUCAAGUGAUCGUUGAAGUAGUGGUAGUAGCGUAUGUAGAAAGUCAUAAACAUAUAAAAAAAGCACGUCGCCCCGGGUCGUGGCCGCCACCCACACCCGGGCCCGUUUAGGUCGUUGUCGUUUCCGU
Molecule: messenger RNA, 1899 nt
Organism: Gaeumannomyces tritici R3-111a-1
Lineage: Eukaryota; Fungi; Ascomycota; Sordariomycetes; Magnaporthales; Magnaporthaceae
Exons: 2
Coding region: 617-1354 (245 amino acids)
Molecular function (GO): arylformamidase activity
Source: RefSeq, a predicted model, not a curated record